Molecule: messenger RNA, 1891 nt
Organism: Oryzias melastigma (Indian medaka)
Lineage: Eukaryota; Metazoa; Chordata; Actinopteri; Beloniformes; Adrianichthyidae
Source: RefSeq, a predicted model, not a curated record
GUUGACAUGUCAUCUUUGAGUCAGUUAUCAGUUAUGAAUGAAAAGCAACACAGAUUUAGUGUCAGUUGGAAGCAGGCAGCAGAGUGAAGAAGAGUGUGUUAGAGCGGGAGGAAGAAAACGCAUCAAGUGGAUUCAAGCUGCUCAAUUUCUGCCAUUGUGUCCCUCACAGAAAACAUUUUAACAUCAAAAUGUAGGCAUUUUUCCUGGCUUUCAGACGAUACAACUUUGAAAAUCCUGAGCCAUGUAGUUUUCUUACAGUGGCCCCAAAUAUCAGCAAAAACUGAAGAUUUGCUCCAUUCAUUUCAAUGCUUUUUCGGGGGAGAUUAUUUUUUGAGGUGCCUCGUUUGUAACUUGCGAGUACUUCAAUAUAUUUGGGCACAAAAACAUGAAAAUUGCACUAGAUGUAGUCCAACAUUUCUAGAUUCUGACGGUGUUUUAACUUUUCCUCUGAGGAAAACGGUUCAAAAGAUAUGAGCUUUUGUUUGGACCAAGUGCCAGUCAUUUAUUUUCAGUAAGAGGCAGACGCAGACCUGCGUCUCCCUGUGUGUGCUUGUUGCCAUGACGACCUCGUCAUCAUGAUGUCAUCAUGAUGAUGUCAUAGACAAGAAGACAUGAGGUGAUGCCAUUUACCCCGUUGAUGACUUGUGAUGAUGUAAUGCCAUGUCACAAGAUCUUAGGUGACACACAGAUGAUGUCAUCCCGUGUCACAAAACCUCAUGAGAACCACAGAAAAUGUUUUUAAAGCUGUCAUUUUAAGCAAAAGUUUAAAAGUGUCUGCAGGACAAACGGCCAAUCUAGGUUGGAUUCUACAGUGGAGGUAGCAAAGAGACCAAUACUUAAAAUGGAAAAAGGAAAUUGGUUCAGCGGGGUAGUGGUCCAAGGUCUCAUAAUGGAGAGACUGACCCAUUACCUCAAACAACUGACAACAGAGCAACUGUGUCAAAUGAUUGCAGGAACUCCCAACACAGAAACAAAAACACAACUUGCAGGCCUUGGGGAACAGUUAAUAAAAUUAACUAUGGAUGCCACAAUCAGGAUUGUGUCCGAAAACAUCGGUUGCACCUUUGAAAAUCCCUUGGAGAAGGAAAUAGAAACCCACCAAAAGAAAAUCAAGGAUCUUGAUGAAAAAGAAGUUGGCAGUUUUGAUAAAGAAUCAACUAUUUACAGAACUGCCAACGUCAUUAAGCUCUCUUUGGAGAAACUCGGACAUGGCAAAAAGAGUGGGAAAAAGCAACCGCCAAGUAAAAAGAGAAAGGGGUCUGUCCAAUCACUCAUUAAAACCAGAGACGCACAGGUUGGCACAGAAUCUUUGGUACCCGAAACCCAAGAUGCAAUGACGCAGACAAAGCUAAAGACAUUGGACCAAAUGGUUCAAACAGAAGCUAUGGAUGCUACUAUUGGGAUUGUGUCAGAAAAUAUCGGUUGCGCCUUUGAAAAUUGCUUGGAGAAAGAAGUAAAAACCCACCAAAAGAAAACCAAGGCUCUUGAUGAAAAAGAUGUUGGUAGUUUUGAUAAAGAAACAACUCCCAGCAUCAUUAAAGAGUCUUUGGAGAUUCUCAGCCAUGUCGAAGAGAGUGGGAAAAACCAAGCGCAGAGUCAAAGGAGAGAUACAAAGGUUGGCACAGAAUUUGCAGCACCCAAAACCCAAGAUGCAAUGACACAGACCAACCCAGAGACAUUGAACCAAAUGGUCCAAACAGAAAGCAUGCGUGUUGAAACUUGUGAUGCCAAAACACAAACCAAGAGUGUCAAAGUUUUAACACAGGAUGUAGCGGUCCAGGCUCAAGUAAGAACCUCAGAUGCAGAGGUUCAAAAAGACAUUCCUGUAGUUGAAAAAAAGAAUGCCAAAGUCCAAGUUGAAGUUGAGACAAGGAAUGUAGAAGUCCAGACA